ACGUAACAUCAGGUUCUCGUAUCAUAAUUGUUGGAUGUUACGCAGAUGCACAAUCAGACGGAGCCGAGGUUGUUUAUUUUAGAAAGGCUACAUGAGUGUUGUAUGUACCUUGACCUACCGGAGUGGAUAAAUACUGAGGUCAACAAACAACCCUGGCACAACAAGUGAUACUGAAUGCAACAUCUGCAACAAGUCACCAGGCCCUCGUAUUGAGUGAAUCCUACUGAAAUCGGCGAAGAAGUUCACACUCAACGCCAGAGCAGAAAACAGUCUCGAUUACCCGAAACAGAUUCCAUUGGACGUAAAUGGCAAACUAGAGGUGAAAAAUACAUGAAGAUCAAUUAAAACUCGGUGGUGAUUGCAGAUCUAAAAGAUCGUCUAAAAUUGUUGGUGUGAGUGAGGCUGGCAAGGAGCAAGAAGAAACCACGGUGACACUAGACUGCUGACAUGCCCCAUAGUGUAUGUCCUCUGGUCUUGUGGGCCAUCGUGCUGCUGGCGUGGCAUCUGUCUUCAUGUACAGCCGACCCAGAAGCGACGAACUUCACCUUCGUCGUGAGCAACUGGGAGACGCUGACUGCAGGCUGGGACAUCGUGGGGCACCAGCACCCAGAGGACAUAAACGUCUCCGUCAUCUGGACGGCAACAGGCGCGAAUUAUUGGUACUAUUGCUCCGAGAGCACACAUCGAUCCUGCUUCCUGGAUGAGUCAAACUUCAGGGGUUCCCCAAGAUACACAUUCAACAUAACACUGAGCACUCAAGAUGGCGCUUCUGUCAAAAGCAUGUCGAUGACGACAAGGGAUCAUGUGAAACCGGCACCUGUGGAGUCUCUGAACGUCACCCAUGUCACCAGUCGUUGUGUAGGGUUGGCGUGGAACAAAGACACAUGGGACAGAACUGUCACAUUCAGAGUGACGUACAGUACUUUCACCUCUACAAACACCACUGAAACAUCCGAGCAUACUAUAACGAUCUGCGGACUGACUCCAAACACGAGAUACAACUUGAGCGUCUCCGCCUCCGAUGCAUAUGGGCAUGGGUACCCGAGUGACCCGAGGACAGCGCUUGCCAACACAACAGAAGACCCAGAAGCGACGAACUUCACCUUCGUCGUGAGCAACUGGAAGACGCUGACUGCAGGCUGGGACAUCGUGGGGCACCAGCACCCAGAGGACAUAAACGUCUCCGUCAUCUGGACGGCAACAGGCGCGAAUCAUUGGUACUAUUGCUCCACGAGCACACAUCGAUCCUGCUUCCUGGAUGAGUUUGACUUCAGGGGUUCCACAAGCUACACAUUCAACAUAACACUGAGCACUCAAGAUGGCGCUUCUGUCAAAAGCAUGUCGAUGACGACAAGGGAUCAUGUGAAACCGGCACCUGUGGAGUCUCUGAAAGUCACCCAUGUCACCAGUCGUUGUGUAGGGUUGGCGUGGAACAAAGACACAUGGGACAGAACUGUCACAUUCAGAGUGACGUACAGUACUUUCACCUCUACAAACACCACUGAAACAUCCGAGCAUACUAUAACGAUCUGCGGACUGACUCCAAACACGAGAUACAACUUGAGCGUCUCCGCCUCCGAUGAAUAUGGGCAUGGGUACCCAAGUGACCCGAGGACAGCGCUUGCCAACACAACAGAAGACCCAGAAGCGACGAACUUCACCUUCGUCGUGAGCAACUGGAAGACGCUGACUGCAGGCUGGGACAUCGUGGGGCACCAGCACCCAGAGGACAUAAACGUCUCCGUCAUCUGGACGGCAACAGGCGCGAAUUAUUGGUACUAUUGCUCCACGAGCACACAUCGAUCCUGCUUCCUGGAUGAGUCAAACUUCAGGGGUUCCACAAGCUACAAAUUCAACAUAACACUGAGCACUCAAGAUGGCGCUUCUGUCAAAAGCAUGUCGAUGACGACAAGGGAUCAUGUGAAACCGGCACCUGUGGAGUCUCUGAAAGUCACCCAUGUCACUAGUCGUUGUGUAGGGUUGGCGUGGAACAAAGACAGAUGGGACAGACCUGUCACAUUCAGAGUGACGUACAGUACUUUCACCUCUACAAACACCACUGAAACAUCCGAGCAUACUAUAACGAUCUGCGGACUGACUCCAAACACGAGAUACAACUUGAGCGUCUCCGCCUCCGCUGGACAUGGGUACCCGAGUGACCCGAGGACAGCGCCUGCCAACACAACAGAAGAAGAGCCAGGGGCCGCACCCAACAUGACUGAUGCAAGCUUCACUGCACACAAGUGCGUCAAUAACACGAGGAGUGUUACCAUAUAUCUUAGGCCACCAGAUCAUACGACUCACAACGGCGUCCUGAGGAGGUAUAACGUUACAUAUGCGCGUGGCCUUAACAAUGCAGACAUUACCGAUUCAACAGUACUGCUCGAAGCCCUAGAUUGCAACGCUGACUACAACGUGUCUGUAUAUGCCGCCAAUGAUGUCGGAAUGUCUCCACCCUUCACACUACGUAUUCCUAAACUCGGUGACGUCCUACCACCGACGGAUGUUCUGGUUGCCUUUGACAACGAAUCAGUGAAUGUGUCCUGGAAAUCAGCGUCACAUGAAGAGAAGAACUGGACCAUAUCCUGGAAUAUAUUCUGUGUCUGGAAUCAUGACGUUCAGGAUUGUGAGAAUCAAGUAGACUGGAUCAAAAGCGACAAUAACGAAUCCUUUGUAAAGGUCCCUUUGAAAAUGUCUCCUGACAAGAUCCAAUUUGCUGUCUCCAUGACGACAGCAGAGGGGAGCAGCGGAAUGGUGCUGAGUAGUUGUGUAUACAACGUAUCAAAGUCACCCACGGACAAGCCAGUUGUCUCGUCUGUUAAAAGCCAGCCGAACCUGGGCCUGACUGUGAAAUGGUCCCCGAAGCGUUGCUACGAUGCCAUGCUGAUUACUGAGUACCGCAUAGAGUACUGCCACAACGCAAACUACGUUACUUGCGACACGACCAGCAUUACAAGUGAGAGUGACACUUAUGUCAUCCCCGGUCUACUGAAGGAUGUGACUUACAGAGUAAGGAUCCGACAGAGGACGGUCGCGGGACUAGAUGGAGUCUUUAGCGAUCCAGUGUACCUUAAAGUCAUUGACACAAGGUUUCCUGUUUCACUCAUUGGCUGGAUCACCAUCGGCUGUCUGAUAUUCCUGAUAGGUCUGGGAUACACCUUAGCACAGUGCAUCAAGAAAGCACAUCACACGUGGAAUGAGUAUGACGAAAUUUCCCUGCCGCAUUUUUACGUGAUCAGCGGUGUACAGGAAACGUCACCAUCCGCCGGAAAAAACACUGUUGUCAGUGGACAAGGCAGCCGUGGCCCCGAGGACGAUAGGGUUUCUCGUUACCAGUCUUUGGUCCCUAACUUUGUUUCCAAUCCUGGUCUGAAAAACGAGAAAAAGACCAAAGAAAACCCCCACGCAUCCCUUUCAGUUGAGUCACUGGAUACAGACUAUGCAAGGGUUAUCAUCGACGAUGACUCCAUGCCUGGACACCCAGUUCCAUCAUUUCAGUAUCAGCAGCCGACUGAUGAGGAUGUGUGGGCUGACUCGGCAGGAUCCAGUGAUGAAUCACUGCCUCCGUAUGUCACAGCGGGGACGAAGGACGGCGAAGACUAGAAGGAGGAAGAUGGGGAAAAGGGAGAUUGAGAAGGAGGAGGAGAAGGAGGAGGGGAAAUAGGGGAAAAGAAAAUUUAGAAGAGGAAUAAAAACGAGGGAAAGAUGGCAUGGGAUGAGGAAUGGCAGGAGAUUGGGAGUAGGAGAUGAGGAUGGCGAUGAGGAAAUAGAAACUAAGAGACAAAGAAGAAGGGUUGAGGAAAGGGAAUGGUAGGAUUGGGAGAAGAAGAAAGAAAAAAAUAGAGGAGGAAGAGGGAAUAGAAACAACGAAUCAGAGGAGAGGGAAUAGGGGACCAUGUCGAAAGAAAUACAAGAACCAUAGUUGAGGUCCUUUAAGGGUGACUAUGCUACUCGGUCUGCUGCCCAUUUGUCGGCCCAGAUCUCGACGUUGUCCUGAAUUCCCCGUGUGAAACUGAGGCACUGUGUAUAAUAUGUAUUAGGGUCACAGAUAGCUGCCAGGUCGGUCUAUAACACACAUGUUAAGAUAGCAGACACACAAUGUGGUGUAUGAGAGACAUCACUAGCUCGGAUUACCAAAUUAGUUUAUUGCCCCUUAACUAGUUCCAUUGAAUGUUUAUUUAACUUGUUGCAGUUUAUGUAUCUCUUGCUGUACUUAAAGUACCAUUGAACACGUAUAUACCCUGUCGUUAUUUGUACUAGUGUGGCGGAGUGUGAGCAUCUGUGACUUUAAGACAGUUCGCAAAAAAAAAUAUUAUCCUUUUUUUAGAUUUAGUUUUUUAAGUCACAAUUAGGUUUAGUUUUCUUUAAUUUGUCAUGUGACAUAUCAACACAGUAAUAAGACUUAAUUAUUGUUAAGUGACCAUAUGAUAUAUAAAACAGUGUUGUUCCCGAGAGUCAAAUUUUAGGUCGAAGGGAGACAACUCUCAGUUGAAAUAUGAGCUAUUCGCCUUCUGAGCUAUUCUGUUGGCUCUCUUUUCUUAUUUUUUUAAUUUUGUCUUUAUUAUUAUUUGGUUUACACAUAAUUUGGAAUGCACAAUUCUGUCAUAAAAUGCUUAGAUGUAGUUCAUGAUAUCAUUAACAAACCAAUGCGUAGCCAAUAUAACAUAUUUUUACUGAUUCAAUGAAUUGAUUCAGUGUAAAGUGUUCAUGUGGAAUCAAGUGAGUCAUGUGGUUAAAGCCUUCAUAAUAAUGAAUCUGUGAACUAAGCAUGUGACAGUUCAUAUUUUAGUUUCAUAUUUAGAUAUCAUAUUCACGACGGCAUAGUCCAUAUAUAUGUCUUCAUUUUCAUGAGACAUGACGUCAUGUUAUAUCAACUGAUAUCGGACGAUGAUAUACAAUAUAAAAUGACUUUGUUACCCUUACAUAAAUUCGCUUUGUUAUACUCUUUAUAUUUCAAAUAUACAUGUAUGCCAAUAUUACCCAUAGGAGCAAGAACAAAGGUGAAUAUGUUUUCAGUAAUUCUCACUGAGCAUUAUUUUUUUUCUUAAUGUUCCUUGGCUAGUUCGUUGCCAUAUUCCAUUGUUUCACUGUUUGCAAAGAGACCCAUAGAAACGUGACGUCAUAUCGCAUUGUCGCAAAUAACUGAAAAUGACGUCAUCCAGUGUUCAUGAUUUGAUGUAACGUCAACAGAGUCAUUGAACGGAUGUAUUAUCAGUGACAGUGACAAUAACAAGAAAAAGUGAACUUACUGAAGGAUAUCUUGAAAGAGAAAGAUAGUGAAUCAUGGUGUAAACAAGUGUGGGAUGAUGAGAACAAACCAAAUGGGAACAAGCUAAGGACUUUCAGUCUUUUCAUAUUUGAUGUGAAUGUGAGCCACUAUGUGAAAUGUGUGAAGCGAAGGGACUAUCGAAGUGUUUUAUCCAAGUUUAGGUGUGGUAACCUCCCUCUAUUAGUCGAAACAGGCCGCUAUUCCAAGCCACCUAUUCCUUUAAAUGAUAGAAUAUGUAAAUUUUGUGCAGAAAAAAAUAAUUAUGUUAUUGAGGAUGAAUCACACUUUUUAAUAUAUUGUUUUGUAUACAGUGACCUAGGAUAUCAACUACUACACAAGGCAGCUGAAUUAAAUCAAGACUUUUAUUAUUUUAAUAGCAUUCAGCAAUUAUCUUAUUUGAUGCAAGAAGUGAUUUUACAGACGCUUUUAGCAAGCACAUUAUACAGCAUGUAUAGAAGGAGAGUGCAUCUCUUCUAGUCUUAACAUUGUAUAUAAUAUUUUUAUUUUGUGUUUUAUAUUUAAUAAUGUUAUAUGUUUUAAAUGCUUUUAGAGUGUCUCAUAAGCCCUAGAGGCUGGAUAUUGUACUUUUAAUGGCAACUUGCUUUUGUUUAAAAUGUGUUUUAUGUACAAUAUGUGACACUUAAAUAAACAUUUCUUCUUC
Molecule: messenger RNA, 5930 nt
Organism: Haliotis rufescens (red abalone)
Lineage: Eukaryota; Metazoa; Mollusca; Gastropoda; Lepetellida; Haliotidae
Product: receptor-type tyrosine-protein phosphatase F-like
Exons: 25
Coding region: 448-3603 (1051 amino acids)
Molecular function (GO): protein binding
Source: RefSeq, a predicted model, not a curated record